Molecule: messenger RNA, 771 nt
Organism: Mustela erminea (ermine)
Lineage: Eukaryota; Metazoa; Chordata; Mammalia; Carnivora; Mustelidae
Product: translation initiation factor IF-2-like
Exons: 3
Coding region: 1-438 (145 amino acids)
Source: RefSeq, a predicted model, not a curated record
AUGAAUGGAAAUCAGCCUGACUCUGGGCCAGGUCUCCUGUUGGGAGGACCACUGCAGCACCCAGUUCGCCGCCGCCUCCGUAGAGCCCUGGGCCCGGGUUUCCGACGGCGAGCCGGGGCCCCCCCGCAGGGCGCGAACCCAGGUGCAGCCCGGCCGGGGCGCCCAGCGGAGCGCCAGGUGCAGGCGCCGCCCCGCCCUCCGCGGACCCGGGCAGGGAGACUGCGAGCUGGGGAUGCACCGGCGGGGCGGCGGCCCGAACCCCGGCCAACCGCACUCCGGGGGCCCCGGUCCUACCUGCGCCCGCUCCCCCCACCCCGCCCCCGCCGCGGGAUGCGCCACGACGACCCGGGCGCGCGCUCCGGGGCCCGCCCCCAGCCGGCGGCGGCCGCGCGAGCGGAGGAUGAAGGUGACGAAUACCUUGGAAGUGAUGCUGGGUGACUUCUGAGCCUUGAAGCUUCCAUUUUCACUGCCUUGGGAGCCAAUCAACAUAUAAAGAAACUCUGGCUGCAGGAGGAGGAGAAACUACACAGAAUGGAACCGAGACCUAGUUGGGCUCAAAACAUCCCAGACACCCUACCUGAGGUCCAAGGUGUGUGAGUGCAGUGACCUUACACGUUCCAGCCCCAGCUAAGCUCCUAGCGGAAUGUACCACAUGAGUGACCGCAGACCGUACCACUUGAGAACCUCCUAGUUAAGACCAGCCAGCCCCCAGUGGGUUAAGCCGCUGCCUUGGGCUUGGGUCAUGAUCUCAGGGUCCUGGGAUCGAGGCCU